AUGGCCGCCAGCAACCUCUCGACAUACUCCGAUUGCGUCUCUUCUCUCCGCACCUCCCUCAAAUUCCUCGAAUCUUCCGUCGAGACUCUUGAUAAUGGCGUAUCAGAUUUCCCCCGUCUAGUCAAUGUCCUCAAGACCGUCCGCCACUACGAACUCAUUCCACAACCCACUCUCGCUGCAGCUGAGGCCUCAUUACGUGACGAAAUCGGACCAUAUAUUGCUCUCCUUCUCGCCCGCGCAGACUCCCAGAUCGAGCGUCAGGAGCGUCGCAUCGAAACACUUAAAGCCCGCGCAGAGCUUCAACAGGGUCGUUUAUCCCGCCCAGAUGAUAAUUACGACGAAUACGGUGGAAAGUCUAAGAAGCAGCGAACCGGGAGCCGUAAGUUGACUGCAGAGGAGAAGCUCCGCGCGCGAGCAGUUCGGCAGCGCAAAGAGGCUCUGCGCUAUGGUGUCGAGAGAUUGGAGCUGGAAGUGUUGCAGAAGGAGAGGGAGCUCAGGAAGAGACUGGAGGGAUGA
Messenger RNA from Fusarium tjaetaba, 516 nucleotides. RefSeq names its product mitotic spindle biogenesis Spc19. Gene Ontology annotation, biological process: attachment of spindle microtubules to kinetochore. The record is from RefSeq and is a predicted model, not a curated record. The transcript is spliced from 2 exons. Bases 1 to 516 code for a protein of 171 amino acids. NCBI's taxonomy places the organism in Eukaryota, Fungi, Ascomycota, Sordariomycetes, Hypocreales, Nectriaceae. Gene Ontology annotation, cellular component: DASH complex; spindle microtubule.